Messenger RNA from Schistocerca serialis cubense, 1421 nucleotides. Its product is annotated as peptidoglycan recognition protein 1-like. The record is from RefSeq and is a predicted model, not a curated record. The transcript has 3 exons. Lineage: Eukaryota; Metazoa; Arthropoda; Insecta; Orthoptera; Acrididae. Gene Ontology annotation, biological process: peptidoglycan catabolic process. The coding region runs from base 414 to 1199 and encodes 261 amino acids. Gene Ontology annotation, molecular function: N-acetylmuramoyl-L-alanine amidase activity; zinc ion binding.
AGCUUCGCUGUUACCAUACUUCGCUACAAUGCAAUUUCAUUCACAGAGCGGGCGAAUUAUUCAUUGAAAUGUCGAUGUUAUUUACUUAUAGCAGUGUAGCCGUGAAUGCGCAUCUUUCAACGUGUUAGUGCGAUUCCCAAAUAAAAAAAAAAAACCGUGAAGUGCUUCACAAGCAGACCAGGGGAAUUAUUUACCGCGUUUCCAGUUUCCUUCAAACGUGAAUGUGGAAGUGGGACUUCCAUCGUUAUUGUUUUGAAGACAAAAGAACAGACUGCAGAUGCGUGUGGUGUAGACAGGAGAACUAUACAGCGAAUUAUAAAUGAAAGUGUCAGAGCAGUAGGAGCUGUCAGAAGUUGGUUUCGUGUCGCCUGAAGAGCGUCUAAAUCGCAAGAAACUUUUAAGGCGUCUUCGAAAUGUGUGUGAAAGGUACGCAGUCAUCGAGCAGCGCCACUGACAAGCACGUACCCUGGUGGCGCCGGAGGGAUGCCCUGGUCCUCGCGGCCUGCCUUACCACCCUGGCGAUAGUCAUUCUCAUCGUCAUCAUCACGCUCACCACUGCCCAGGCAUCUGACGCCGCCAGCGAGCACAACCACACGGAAAAUUCAACGGAGGUAUCUGUCGAUGCAGAGUUUAUUCUGCCGGAUGGGCGACCAAUUAUACGCAGGUCGGAGUGGAGUUCCGUGCCGCCAGAUUUUCGGAGAACGCUGAGACACCCCACGCCGUAUGUGAUCAUCGGGCACACCGCGGAUAAGGUUUGUAGGGGCAAAGACGAGUGCUUCGUCCUGUUGCGCAUCUACCGCGAUGAACACCGUGCAAAGUGGUUGCAGCCGGACAUCUCGUACAACUUUCUCAUAGACGUGGAGGGCAACGUCUAUGAGGGCCGUGGCUGGGACUCCACCAAUAACUACCAAUCCUGGGCGAAGCGUUGCAACCUUGGUGUGACUCUGAUGGGUGACUUUAGGACGGACAACGUCACGACAACGAUGAUGCAGACGCUACUACAGCUGCUGGACCUGGGACUGAGCUUGGGCAAACUGGACCCGAACUACCGGUUGGUGGCGCAAAGCCAGGUGCACGCUUCACUUAGCCCCGGAAAUAACGUACUAAAAGUCAUCGAUACGUGGCCACAUCGGUGUCUUUAUGAUUGCAACGUGGGUGUCCAGUGUAUCUACGAAGAUAACGACGAAAUUGACGCGUAAACUUUCAGCAGAUCUGGAGCGCAUCGUUCUUAAACGAUAUUGUUAACCCUUUAGUUUUUUAGGCACUAGGCCAUACGACGAACCAACGUCAGGCUGACUUCGCUACAAGAACCGUCAUAUGACGGACCAGUGGAAGUUGCCCUCACUGCAAGUGAAACAAAUAUUUUAGGCUAUUCAGUGUUUAUGAAGAGGCACUUAUUAAAUGUAACCCAGCCUGUCAAA